CGUGGCCAGCCGGAAACAUAAUAUUGAAGAUUCUCAACUCUCAAAUAGCAAUUCCAUUGACUUUACUUUCUUCCAAAGAGAAAAAGAUAAAAGAAGAUUACAUUCCGAUGAAGCAAACAAGCAUUGGAAUGAUCACUUCCUCUUUGUAAAUUCUGAAAUCAUCAAAAGAAUUUCAAACUUCUGAAGCUCAGCCAUCGUCAUGUUUGCUAAGCGUCUCUUGCAGAAGGCCGUGCACCAUUCUCAUCAUGACUUGCAAAACGGGAGUCUGAAGUCUAGUGACUUGGAUCCUGCAAUUGUUAUUCAUUAUGGAAUUCCUUCCACAGCUUCGGUUCUGGCUUUUGACCCCGUUCAGCGACUUCUGGGUAUCGGGACACUGGAUGGAAGACUUAAGGUAAUUGGAGGUGACAACAUUGAAGGACUUCUUGUAUCUCUUAAGCAAGUGCCUUAUAAACACUUGGAGUUUCUACAAAACUUGGGCUUUCUAGUCAGUGUAUCCAAUGAUAAUGAUAUCCAGGUUUGGAGUCUUGAGAGCAGGAGUCUUGUUUGUUCUUUACAAUGGGAGUCCAAUAUUACUGCUUUCUCUGUUAUCAGUGGCUCACAUUUUAUUUAUGUUGGUGAUGAGCAUGGUUUGGUCUCUCUGGUAAAGUUUGAAGCUGAGGAAGGAGAAAUCUCAAGGUCACCAUAUCAUGUGUCUGCAAAAUCUCUUAGGGAAACUAAUGGGUCUUCAUAUCCCAACGACCAGCCUAUUGUUGGAGUUCUUUCCCAACCUUCUUCUAAUGGUAACAGAUUGUUAAUUGCAUUUCAGGAUGGGCUGCUUAUUCUUUGGGAUAUUUCAGAGGCUCGAAUCCUGUUUCUUGGUGGUGGCAAGGAUCUCCAACUGAAGGAUGAAAGUAGUAAUUCUUCUACUGAUAUGGACGCCAAACUUCCAGCUAAUACUGCAGAACAAGAAAUGGGAGAUAAAGAGAUAAGUGCUCUCUGCUGGGCGUCUACCAGGGGGUCCAUUCUUGCAGUGGGAUACAUAGAUGGAGAUAUCCUUUUCUGGAACUUGUCAUCUGCAGCCUCUCCAAAAGCCCAGCAGACUGUAUCGUCAAAAAAUGUCGUUAAGUUACAACUUUCAUCUGCAGAAAGACGACUCCCAGUCAUUGUCUUAAAAUGGUCUAACAGCCAUAAGUCUCACAGUGAUUGCGCUGGACAGCUUUUUGUCUAUGGUGGUGAUGAAAUUGGAUCUGAAGAAGUUUUGACCGUUUUAACUCUUGAAUGGUCAUCUGGGAUGGAGACUGUAAAAUGUAUUGGCCGUGCAGAUCUUACACUUAAUGGCUCCUUUGCAGACAUGAUUUUACUGCCAAAUCCUGGAGGAAUGGGGCUUAACAGUAAAGAUGAUCUUUUCGUUCUGACAAACCCUGGGCAACUGCAUUUUUAUGAUAAUGAUAGUCUCUCUGCUUUAAUAUCACAGCAGAAGAUGGCAUCAUCUGUAUCUGCUCUGGAAUUUCCAGUUGUAAUACCUACAGUUGAUCCUUCUAUGACUGUUGCAAAGCUAAUAAGGUUGCCCACUGGGUUAAAUUCUUCAAAACUUCUGUUAGAGGUAGCUGCAAGUAUGAAAACUGGCUCAACGCCUGAUUCAGCUACUCGUUCUAAAUGGCCCAUCACUGGGGGUGUUCCCAGCCAGUUGUCUAGGGCUAAAAAUACUGGGGUUGAGAGAGUUUAUUUAGCAGGCUAUUCUGAUGGAUCAGUCUGGAUGUGUGAUGCCACGCAUCCAAUCUUAUCAUAUAUAUGUUACGUAGAGGGAGAGGUGCCUGGUAUAAAAGUGGCUGGCUCAAGUGCACCAGUGACAAAGUUGGACUUCUGCUCUGUUUCCUUACGAUUGGCUGUUGGCAAUGAAUGUGGUCUUGUCCGAGUUUACUGCCUCAAAGGCCUUUCUGAUGGGACAAAGUUCCAUUUUGUCACAGAAACAAAAUGUGAAGUCCACGACUUACCCCAAGGGAAAGGGCCUCAAGCUAUGGCUGCUUUUAGUCUUCUCAGUUCCCCAGUACAGGCGUUAUCAUUUGCAAACUCUGGAACCAAGCUUGCCGUUGGAUAUUUUGGUGGUCAUGUUGCCGUCUGUGAUAUGACUUCACUGGCGGUUUUGUUCUUAAUUGAUGGUGUUCCUUCCUCUAGCUCUCCAAUUAUUUCAAUAGCUUGGAAAGAUCAUUCAUUUAUUCAUACUGCCGUGAAUAGUCCAAAGCAACCAAAUACAGCUACAGGCAAUUCUCUAGAAGAAAUAAUAUAUGUCAUGUCCCAGAAUGGAAAGGUUAAUGUAAUUGACAGUGUUACUGGUAAAAUGAUCUGUAAUCGGCCAUUACACGUAAAGGAAUCAACAGCAAUUUCAAUGUAUGUUAUAGAUGAUAGCCAUUCAAGCCCUGACGUGCCAGAUGACAAGCAGCUGGAGGAGCCCUUGAAGGAUACUGCUAAUACCAAUGAGCCUGCGCCAGACAGUAAUCUAACCAGGGUAAAUCCAGCUGAGGUUGAAGUUUCUUUAACGGAAACCACAUGCUCAGAUUCUUUGAUGGAUCCAUUACUUCUGCUCUGCUGUGAGAAUUCGUUGCGUUUAUUCUCUGAGAAAUCUUUGAUCCAGGGAAAUAAGAAACCUACUCGUAAAGUGAAACUUUCUAAGCCUUGCUGUUGGGCUACAACUUUAAAGAAAGAUGACAAAAUUUGUGGGCUGCUAUUGUUGCUUCAGACCGGAGCAUUUGAAAUCAGGUCGUUUCCAAACUUGGAAUUGGUAGAGGAAAGCUCCUUAUUGUCCAUUUUAAGAUGGAAUUAUAAAGUUAAUAUGGACAGAACUAUGUGUUCUGAUGAUAUUGGAAAUAUUGCACUGGCAAACGGUUCUGAGUUGACCUUCAUCUCAUUAUUAGAUGGUGAAAAUGAAUUCAGGAGUCUGGAGAAUCUGCCUUGUCUUCAUGAUAAAGUUCUUGCAGCUGCAGCAGAUGCUGCCUUCAGAUUCUCUUCAAAUCAGAAGAAAAAGCAGGGCAUCGCACCAGGGAUUCUAGGUGGUAUUGUCAAAGGAUUUAAAGGAGGAAAAAACACCCAAACAGAUUCUACUGCACUUUCAACCCUCAAUUUUGCACGUUUGGAGAGCUUAUUUUUGAAGCUGCCAUCUUCGGAUUCACCGAAUACUGUCUCAGAUAACGAAGUGGAGCUUAAUAUAGGUCUCCUGCCAAAUCGCCUCUAUGACAUUGAGAUAGAUGAGCCCCUGACUGAGGGCUCCACUUCAUCAAUUGAUGUUAGAAGCAAACAGAAAGAUAAUUUGACAGAUAGGGAUAAGUUAUUACAAGGAGGGACUAAUGAUGAUGUAAAGCCGAGAAUGAGAACACCAGAAGAAAUUAGAGCUACUUAUAGAAAAGCCGGGGAUGCUUCUUCUGCUGCUUCCCAAGCAAGAAACAAGCUUAUGGAGAGGCAGGAAAAAUUGGAGAGAAUGAGCCAACGAACUGCAGAACUAGAAAGUGGAGCUGAGAACUUUGCAUCAUUGGCAAAUGAGCUUGUGAAGACAAUGGAAAGGCGAAAAUGGUGGCAAAUUUGAACUUUGAUCGUCUCCCCAAAGCAUUGCAUAUAUAUAUAUAUAUGUAUAUGUAUAUAUAUUGUUCUGUACAUUAUUAUAUAUGUACGCAUAUCAUAACAUUUCAGUUUUUUACUAGCAAUAGCCAAAGAUGAAGUAAAGCAGCAUGUAAUUUCCCUGUAUGACGUGACAAAUGAGCGGGUGGUUAUUGUUUUUAGAGAUUUGACAUGUUGAAGGGAGAAGUGUUAUUGCAAGAUAUACUACUUUGAGAUUUGAAAUUGUUUUUAUGGCAAGUGUUAUUUCGAUUUUUGACAAUGCAAGAUGCUUUUGGCAA
Neltuma alba is the source of this 3866-nucleotide messenger RNA. RefSeq lists its product as uncharacterized. Gene Ontology annotation, biological process: exocytosis; Golgi to plasma membrane transport. The record is from RefSeq and is a predicted model, not a curated record. Gene Ontology annotation, cellular component: cytoplasm; plasma membrane. The transcript is spliced from 24 exons. Bases 200 to 3556 code for a protein of 1118 amino acids. Gene Ontology annotation, molecular function: myosin II binding; syntaxin binding; GTPase activator activity. NCBI's taxonomy places the organism in Eukaryota, Viridiplantae, Streptophyta, Magnoliopsida, Fabales, Fabaceae.